Zootoca vivipara (common lizard) is the source of this 2478-nucleotide messenger RNA. Its product is annotated as vomeronasal type-2 receptor 26-like. Gene Ontology annotation, cellular component: plasma membrane. Lineage: Eukaryota; Metazoa; Chordata; Lepidosauria; Squamata; Lacertidae. Gene Ontology annotation, molecular function: G protein-coupled receptor activity. Gene Ontology annotation, biological process: G protein-coupled receptor signaling pathway. The record is from RefSeq and is a predicted model, not a curated record.
AUGAUUAGGAAAAGCUGUGUCACAGUGGAAAAAUGCAAAGAUGGAGACUUUGAGGAAAAGCCAAAGGAAACACCUGCUGAUGAAUAUGUUGCAGUGCCAAAGAACUACCAGCAUGUCCUUUCCUUAGUCUUUGCUGUGAAUGAGGUGAACAAGAACCCCAACAUUUUAUCCAACAUCACUUUGGGGUUCCAGAUCUAUGACAGCUACUGUGAUGCCAAGAUGACUUAUCAGAAUACUUUGAACCUCAUCUCUCAUCAUAGGAAAACCAUCCCCAACUACAAAUGUGGUGUUGAGAAGAACCUGAUAGCUGCCAUUGGGGGCCUUGACUCUGAAACUUCAAGCCACAUGGCCUCUAUCUUGGAACUUUAUAAGAUUCUACAGAUCACCUAUUCUUCAUUUACUCCAGCGGUGAGUGAAAAAGACCAUAUUUCUUCCUUGUACCAAAUGGCUCCCAGUGAAGCACAUCAAUACACGGGCAUUGUUCAGCUUCUUCUCUAUUUCCAUUGGAAGUGGGUUGGCAUACUUGUCACAGCUGACGAUAAAGGAGAAACCUUUGUGAAAAUGUUGACACGCCAGCUUUCCCAUAAUAGCAUCUGUAUAGCUGUCACUGAGAGAGUGGUAAACUACGGCGGUUCUGGUGGUUUGGGGAUGAUAGAGAAAUGUCAGAAUAUGGCUGAGUCCCUAAGCAAAACGAACGUCAAUGUAUUUGUUGUCAAUGCAGACAAAAACACCAAGACAGGUUUGCAAUGGCUGCUACUAGUAGGCAUAAUGAUGAGUGUGAGUCCCAUAAACAAAGUGUGGGUUAUGACCGCUGACUGGGAUUUCUCAUCGGAACCAUAUCACAAAGAUCUGGAUAUACAAAACUUCCAUGGUGCCUUAUCCUUUGCCAUUCAUUCCAGUGAGGUUAAGGGGUUCCACAGUUUCCUCCUGAACCUAAAUCCCCACUCUGAGUCCGAUGGAUUUAUCAGGUUGUUCUGGGAACAGGCAUUCAGUUGCGAGUUUCUAGAUAUGGAGACGGAGGAGGAAUCCUGCACUGGUGAGGAGAAGCUGGAGAGCCUUCCUGGGGCUUUUUUUGAAAUGCAGAUGACCAGCCAAAGUUACAGCAUCUACAAUGCCGUCUAUGCUGUGGCACAUGUUUUGCAUGCAAUGUUGGCAUCCAGAACCAAACAUAGAGAUAUGGUGCUUGGUGACUUUCUAAGACCUCAAAAGUCACAUUUCCAGCUUCAACCUUUCCUGAGAAAUAUCUUGUUUAACAACAGUGCGGGGGACACUGUCUUUUUUAAUGAGAAACGUGAGCUAGAAGGUGGAUUUGAUAUUAUCAACUGGGUGACUUUCCCAAAUAAGUCUUUUUUAAGAGUGAAAGUUGGGGAAAUGGAUCCUCAAGCUCCACUGGGCAGUGAUUUCUCCAUUGAUGAAAAGAUCCUUACAUGGCACCAGAGUUUUAACCAGGUGGUGCCCCUUGCCUUGUGUAAUGAUCACUGCCAUCCAGGUUACAGCAGACAAAGGAAAGAGGGGGAACCAUUUUGCUGCUAUAAUUGUACUCCAUGUCCAGAAGGGAAGAUUUCAAACCAGACAGAUAUGGAUGAUUGCUUCCAGUGCCAAGAUGAUCGGUAUCCUAAUCAAGAGAGAAACCAAUGCAUUACCAAAAAAGAAAACUUCCUAUCUUAUGAAGCACCUUUAGGCAUCAUUUUGGCUCUUCUAGCUCUGGCUUUUUCUGCAACUACAGCUUUGGUGUUUGGAAUCUUCAUCAAACAUCGAAAGACUCCCAUUGUCAAAGCCAACAACCGGAAUCUCACUUACACGCUGCUCAUCUCCCUCCUGCUCUGCUUCCUCUGCUCCUUGCUAUUCAUUGGGAAGCCUCUGACACUAACUUGUCAGUUACGACAAACUGCUUUUGGUAUCAUCUUCUCAGUGGCUGUUUCUUCUGUUUUGGCUAAAACCCUCACUGUGGUUCUGGCUUUCAUGGCCACCAAACCAGGAUCCAAGAUGAGGAAAUGGGUGGGGAAAAGAUUUUCAACUUCUAUUGUUCUUGGUUGUGCUUCUGUCCAGGCAAGUAUUUGUAUAGUAUGGCUCUGUACUGAUCCUCCUUUUCCAGAUGUGGACAUGCACUCUCUGCCAAAAGAAAUCAUAGUGGAAUGCAAUGAAGGUUCAGCCAACAUGUUCUACUAUCUUCUUGGUUACAUGGGUUUACUGGCUCUUGUCAGCUUCGUUGUGGCUUUCUUUGCUCGGAAGCUGCCAGACACUUUUAAUGAAGCCAAAUUUAUCACUUUCAGCAUGUUGGUGUUUUGCAGUGUGUGGCUUUCUUUUGUUCCAACCUACUUAAGCACCAAAGGGAAGUACAUGGUGGCUGUGGAGAUCUUCUCCAUCUUGGCCUCCAGUGCUGGGAUCUUGGGUUGUAUCUUCUCCCCCAAAUGCUAUAUUAUUGUCUUCAAGCCUGAACUCAACUCGAAAGAGCAGCUAAAAAAGAGAAAUAAGUAA